AUGGCAAAGUGUAACCCCACAAAACGCUCUCUCUUCUUCCUCCCACUCCUCAUUUCCCUCCUCUCCGCCGCCGCCGCCGUCCGCCGUCACCCUCUGGACCCACUCUCACCGAACGAAUUGGAUCUCAUCCGGUCACUCAUCGCCGACUCCCUCCCCAACCCCUCCACCACCAACGUCACCUUCCAAUACGUUGCCCUCGCCGAUCCCAACAAGCAAUCUGUACUCUCAUGGCACUCAAACCCCAAAACCCCGCCGCCACCCCGACGCGCCACCGCCACCGUCCGUUACAACAGUACCACACACGAGAUCCUCAUAGACCUGGGCAAAAAAGCUAUAAUCUCGAACCGGGUCUACUCCGGUCCAGCCUACGCGCCGUUUACAAUCGAGGAGCAGUUCGCCGCCGCCGCUCUUCCGCCGUCCCACCCACCGUUCGUGGCGGCGAUGAAAAAAAGAGGGCUGAAAAUGGAAGAGGUGGUUUGCGCGUGUUUUAGCGUUGGAUGGUUCGGGGAAAAGAGGAAGCAAAAGAGGACGGUGAAGGUUCAGUGUUACUAUUUGGAUGGGAGUGUGAAUUUGUACAUGAGGCCGGUGGAAGGCGUGACGGUAACCGUCGAUCUCGAUCAGAUGAAGAUUAUUGGGUUUCGAGAUAGAUAUGAGGCUCCAAUUCCGAAGGCCGAUGGAACCGAUUACAGAGAAUCGAUGCUCAAGCCGCCAUUUUUGCCUCCUUUGAACGGAAUAAAGAUGGUGCAGCCGGGAGGCCCCAGCUUUAGAGUCAACGGCCACUCCAUUAGUUGGUCAAACUGGAAAUUACACGUGGGCUUCGACGAGAGAGCUGGACCAAUCAUAUCGCUAGCAUCAAUCUACGACAUGGAAAAGCAAAAGCACCGACAAGUACUGUACAAAGGUUUCAUAUCGGAGCUGUUCGUACCCUACAUGGAUUUAACCGAAGAAUGGUACUACCGAACGUUUUUCGACUCCGGCGAGUACGGCUUCGGGCAGUGCGCAGUGGCGUUAGAGCCACUCAGAGACUGCCCGGAAAACGCAGUGUUUAUGGACACGCACAUGGCGGCCGGAGAUGGGAGGCCGGUAAAGAUGCCCAACACGUUCUGUAUCUUUGAACGCCACGCCGGUGAUAUCAUGUGGCGCCACACGGAGGGCACCAUUCCCAAUAGAGUUGUCAGAGAGACGAGGCCGGAAGUUAGCUUGGUGGUGAGGAUGGUGGCGGCUGUCGGCAACUAUGAUUAUAUUGUCGAUUGGGAAUUUAAGCAGAGUGGCUCCAUUAUUGCAAACGUCGGGUUAACGGGUUUGCUGGAAGUAAGGGCAUCAAAAUACACUCACAGUGACCAAAUAAAGGAGGAAGUCUACGGCGCGUUGAUAUCGGAGAAUACGAUCGGCGUCCGCCAUGACCACUUCCUCAUCUACCAUCUCGAUCUCGACAUCGUUGGCGGCCCCAACUCCUUCGUCAAAUCCAACCUCCGCACAGUCCGACCACCGACCCCCGAUUCCCCUAGGAAGAGCUAUUGGACGGUCGUCUCCGAGACGGCCAGAACAGAGGCCGAUGCGAGGAUCAAAUUCGGCAGUCAAGCGGCGGAGUUGGCGGUCGUUAAUCCCAAUCGGAAGUCCAGAUUGGGGAAUCCCGUCGGGUACCGUCUGAUUCCGAACUCGGCGGUGGGUCCCCUUAUGAGUGCUGACGAUUACCCCCAAAUUAGGGCAGCGUUCACGAAUUACAAUGUGUGGGUUACACCGUAUAAUAGCUCUGAGAAAUGGGCCUCUGGGCUCUACACAGAUCAGAGCCGUGGAGAUGAUACCUUGGCUACUUGGAGUCUAAGGAACAGGGAGAUAGAGGAGAAGGACAUAGUGAUGUGGUACACCAUGGGGUUUCAUCAUGUGCCUUGUCAAGAAGAUUUCCCAUUAAUGCCUACGCUGAGCCGUGGGUUUGAGUUGAGGCCGACCAAUUUUUUCGAGAGCAAUCCUGUUCUCAAAGCCACCCCUCCCUACCCACUCAACCGCUCCAUUUGCCCUCUCUGAUGAAUCCAUGAUUGGAUUAUGAAAGUUUCACAUCGACUAAUUUAGAAAAUGAUCAUGAAUUUAUUAUCAAUUAA
Messenger RNA from Cucurbita maxima (winter squash), 2099 nucleotides. RefSeq names its product primary amine oxidase-like. Gene Ontology annotation, molecular function: quinone binding; copper ion binding; primary methylamine oxidase activity. The record is from RefSeq and is a predicted model, not a curated record. Gene Ontology annotation, biological process: amine metabolic process. NCBI's taxonomy places the organism in Eukaryota, Viridiplantae, Streptophyta, Magnoliopsida, Cucurbitales, Cucurbitaceae. The coding region runs from base 1 to 2025 and encodes 674 amino acids. The transcript has 5 exons.